GGCGUCUCAGCCCUACAGGGGAAGCUCACCACAGUCCGAAACCCACACCACCUUAAAAAGACUGAUUCGCAGAGCUCGACAGCGCACAGCCGAAGCGAGAGAAAGCAAGCCAACUAAAGCCGCGGGGAGAGACGAAGGGUCACGGGUUCAUCUUGAAAGCUGAACUAUAACUUCCAUCUCUCUUUCCUUCUCUUCUCUCUCUCUCUCUCUCUCUCUCGCUCGCGCUUUGUUUCCAAGACAGACAGACAGACACAUAUUCCCUCCUCUCACACACCGUCCGAGGCCACCAAGAGAACAAACAAAACCCACCAUCGCACGACCUCACACGCACUCCCGCACCUGUCACAUGCUCCCUCCCUCCCUCCCGAAGAACCCAAGCAGACACGCUCCGGCUCCACUUUCAUGGAGAUCGAGUGCUGGGGCACUGCAGAUGGCGGCGACGGAGUGGUGGAGGGGAACAGACCCGUGCCGGCGCCGUUCCUGACCAAGACCUACCAGCUGGUCGACGACCCCGCCACCGACCACGUCGUCUCCUGGGGCGACGACCGCUUCUCCACCUUCGUGGUGUGGCGGCCACCCGAGUUUGCACGCGACAUCCUCCCCAGCUACUUCAAGCACAACAACUUCUCCAGCUUCGUCCGCCAGCUCAACACCUACGGGUUUCGCAAGGUGGUGCCUGAGAGAUGGGAGUUCGCCAACGAGUUCUUUCGUAAGGGGGAGAAGCACUUGCUAUGCGAGAUCCAUCGUCGUAAGACGGCCUCGGCUUCCUCCUUGUUUCCGUUGCCCUCGUCUCCCUCUCUGUUCCCUCUCUACCACCAUCAUGCUUUCGACGACCAACAGCUUCCAAGUCCCCAUUGGCGCGAGGUCGCAUCGCCACGCCUCCUUGUCCUCGGGACUAACAGUUUUGUCGGUGGUAACGAUACUGUUACGAGGGGAGGACGACAAGGGCCGGCGACGGCGACCGCAUUGAUAGAGGAGAACGAGAGGCUGCGUCGGAGCAACGCGGCGCUGAUGUCGGAGCUGUCUCACAUGCGGCAGCUCUACAACGACAUCAUCUACCUAGUGCAGAAUCACGUCCGGCCCGUCGCCCCCAGCUCCGCCGCCGCGGCCUCCGCCAACUUUCUCCUCUCCUCCGCCUAUAACCAGCGCAGGGCGGGCCUCAACUCGGGCAGCACCACGUCCAGUAGCUCCCUCACGAUCGCCGGAUCAGAGCCAUCGCCACUAUCACCCCUGCAUCGCUCCGCGAAGAACCACCACCCCGACAAUGGAGAAAGUAGCAGCGCAAGGCCUAGGCUCUUCGGAGUGCCACUCGACGGGUGUUCCAUUAGCAGCAGCAAGCGUGGGUUGCAAGCAGAUGAGCCGACGUCGCCAUCGACGAAACCUCGCUUGGUACCACAAAACAUGGACUUAGGUCUCAACCUGAUGCCAUGUUAACCCUCACUUCAUCUCCCUAUAAUUAGUCCGUCCCAUUCAACUAAGUAUCUUCUUUUUCUUGAUCUCUCUAUCUUUGGUUGUGUCUUCUCAUUUAAGCUAGUUUCUUAGUUGCUUCUAAUGAGUCAUGUACAUAAUCAUCUA
Molecule: messenger RNA, 1575 nt
Organism: Musa acuminata AAA Group (dessert banana)
Lineage: Eukaryota; Viridiplantae; Streptophyta; Magnoliopsida; Zingiberales; Musaceae
Product: heat stress transcription factor B-4c-like
Exons: 2
Coding region: 403-1434 (343 amino acids)
Biological process (GO): regulation of transcription by RNA polymerase II
Cellular component (GO): nucleus
Molecular function (GO): DNA-binding transcription factor activity; RNA polymerase II cis-regulatory region sequence-specific DNA binding
Source: RefSeq, a predicted model, not a curated record